Messenger RNA from Synchiropus splendidus (mandarinfish), 1609 nucleotides. RefSeq names its product alkB homolog 5, RNA demethylase (gene alkbh5). Gene Ontology annotation, molecular function: oxidative RNA demethylase activity. Gene Ontology annotation, cellular component: nucleus. The record is from RefSeq and is a predicted model, not a curated record. Bases 179 to 1294 code for a protein of 371 amino acids. The transcript has 4 exons. Gene Ontology annotation, biological process: mRNA processing; mRNA export from nucleus. Lineage: Eukaryota; Metazoa; Chordata; Actinopteri; Syngnathiformes; Callionymidae.
UGCGAGCGGAUCUCGACUUGGUCUUGACUCCUCCGGUGCGAGCGGGACGGCGAGCUUCCACGCUGCGCUCCCGCCAGUGAAAUGUGCGUGCUGCGUGCUCUGUCGGUGCUUCCAGGCGGCGAGCGAACCAAGCCCGGCUAGAGGAGCGAGCCGCCGCCCCGCGGCCUCCAGGCCGCACAUGCCGCUCGCCUGCGCCUCACCGACUCGGCCUGACUCGACAGCCGGAGCGGAGCCGCGGGCAGAGGCCAAGAUGGCGGCCGGCGGAUUCUCGGAUCUGCGGGAGAAGCUGCAGUCCAUGAGCCCGCACGCAGCCAGCGACGGCAAGACUCGCAAGCGCCGCCACCGGGACUCGGACUCGGACGAGUGCGAGCACAGCGACGACAGCGCGGAGCUCCGGGAGCGGGAGGCCGAGCGCGUGAGGAGCAGCGUCCUGCAGCGCAGCGUCUUCGGCCCGCACGAGUGCGUCCGCAUCGAGCAGCGGAUCGACGAGGUGGUGGCCAGCGGAGAGGCCGGCCUCUACCGCGAGCACACGGUGGACCGGGCGCCGCUGCGGAACAAGUACUUCUUCGGGGAGGGCUACACGUACGGCGCCCAGCUGGAGAAGCGAGGCCCGGGCCAGGAGCGCCUCUACCGCAAGGGCGAGGUGGACGAGAUCCCGGAGUGGGUGCACGAGCUGGUGAUCCGGCCGCUGGUGAGCGCCGGCCUCAUCCCCGACGGCUUCGUCGACAGCGCCGUCAUCAACGACUACCAGCCGGGCGGCUGCAUCGUGUCGCACGUGGACCCGCUGCACAUCUUCGCGCGGCCCAUCGUGUCCGUGUCCUUCUUCAGCGACAGCGCGCUCUGCUUCGGCUGCCGCUUCCAGUUCAAGCCCAUCCGCGUGUCCGAGCCGGUCUUCGUCCUGCCGGUGCGCAGGGGCAGCGUCACGGUGCUGAGCGGCUACGCUGCCGACGACAUCACGCACUGCAUCCGGCCACAGGACAUCAAGGAGCGACGGGCCGUCAUCAUCCUGCGCAAGACCAGGCCUGACGCGCCGCGGCUGGACGCCGACGGUCCCCUCAACUCCCCCAGCCAGAGACCUGCUCCGCUCAAAGCCAAGCGCUCCCACCGCAAGGCCGCGCCGGACGCCGCGCACAGGCCCCGGGUGCUGGAGAUGGACAAGGAAGAGAACCGACGGCCCUCCGUCUCUCAGCUGCGGCGCCGCAGCGGCGAGAACUACUGGAGGAGGGAGCGAGGGGCGGAGCACGGCCGACACCGCGACAGCUCGGGACGCAAAGUCAAAAUGAGGCGUCACUGAGAGGCGCACGGACUGAGGUGUGUGUGGAUCUGGGCUCCACACCUGAGCUCUGACCUCUGACCUGGGGAGGAGGCAGCAGCGGCGUGAGCCUUUUGUAAGCAGAUCUCACUUGUUACAUUGUAAAGAGUUGGUUCAACUUUGACCCAGGAACUUUUCCCCUUUGGAGUCUUGAGUUUGUUUGUGAGCUUGAGGAGCAGCGGUGCGACUGUUGCCGUGGCGACGAGGCCCCGCUCUCUCAGCUGUUUCUUCCAGAGUUUUGCGUUUGUUGCUUUCUGGCCGAGUGAACGUCUCAUUAAAAGGUUUCUCUGCGUCUGA